GGAGCCGGCGAAAGAAUGGAUCGUUGAUUUUUUGUCGCCAGAAAACAUGAAAUUUCCAAAAAACGAAACUAAACUGAGCAGGUCUCUGACGUUUAAAGACUCAUCUCCGUGGUCGGCCGUCAGAGGGUCACCCGAACUAAGAGCCUACAGCAGCAUGCCACGAGGUAGCGUACCGUGGCCACAGCGAAACGGUGGCAGCGGCGGUGUCGUCGGAGCGGCCAUACGCGUUGGACGACCCGCACCAAACGCCGUUAGACCGACGAAGCCGGACGACGGCCCGACGCAACGGCAACCGGCCGUGUAUGUCAACACUGUCCACCUGGUGGACACCUGUGGCCACGUCAUCGACAUGCAUACGGUCCCCGAAACGACGGCGGGSACAGCCAUCACAGAUGUYUCCUCGCUGCAGACGUCAGGCGACGUCGACCAUUCCGGCGGUGGCAACGAAUCCGAGGACGACCGUCGGAAGCAAGUGACCACCGCUCUGACCGGAUGUCUAUCCCGAGUACAAGAAGAUCUCAAACAUAUUCCGCCCGGAGUGACUCCACCACGAAGUCGGCGUUUUCUCCGCCGGGACCCUUUCCUGCACGAUGACAUCAUCGGUGGUAAUCGGACCAAAGAGGACUAUCGGUUAGUCUUCCUGAAUGGGGCCGAUUGGUCAUCUGACGACGGUGGCUGUGGCCGUCAAACGUCGUCCAGCCUGUCGGCUGAUGACGAUUGUGACUGGGACUAUUUCAUGGCCGGUCUAGACGACGACAACGAACAGACGCGACCGCUGGAACAAACGCAGCAACAACAACAACAACGGCAGUCGGCAGGUGGCGCAGGUACCGGUAACGGCGACCAGUUAACCGGCUGUAGUGAUGGUAGCAGUGGUGGCAGUAAACCGAGCGAGACCGACGCGCGCGCAACAACGUCGACGACUACGUUCGUUCCGGUCGUGUUGCCGUUCCCCGUGUUCGUGCCAGUGCCGAUCGUGAUAUCGCCGGAGCGCGCGCAAUACACGCUAACCACCGCAUUCGCUAACGUUUUGACUGAAUAUUUCCGCGAACGGGAUGUCUUCAGUGGUGCAGAGGUGAGAAAUGUGAACGAAAAAAGGGGCGCCGGUGGUGUCGUCGCGGAAAUGCCGGAACCCCCUGCGGCCGCCGUCGACGAAGGCGGUGGUGCCGUACUUACCAUGUACGCGGCCCGCGCGUCGACCCUCGACGCAAAAUCGUCAUCGUUACCAGUCGCAUCGUGCGGAGAUGACGACCGCGAUGGCGAGGUCGGUUAUUAUUCGUCAUCUUCGUCACCAUCUCCGUCGCCGUCAGACGACUCGGACGAUUCAGACGCGCAGAACGUUGCCAUGUCGUACGACGUCAAUGACAGCCCGGACGAUGACGACGAUGAAGAUGAAGAUGACGGGUGCAACGUGAAGCUGUCCAGCAUUUUGGAUUCAGCGGCCGCCGCGGCGGUUAAGUCUGCCGCUGGAAACAGUAGUGCUUCUGAUGAGUUUUCCGGYACUGAGUCCAUGGAACAAAUAUCCGUUGACGAAUCUUCCGCUGGCGCCGGCCUGAGUGGCAAGUUUACCAGUCUGAUAAUGAUAACACGGGACGACAAACCGGCUGUCAAUGUGGUAACCAGUGAUACUACAAAAAUAAUGCCCACAGUCAUCCAAGACGAAGGUUUCAAACUCACACUGGACACGUCCGAACCAGCUGAUGACAGUGAAGUGAAAGUCGUGACUGGCGGUGACACGUUGUCGGCUGUCAUCGCAUUGGAAGAAGGUUUGGCUGAUGAUGAUUCUUGGGUGGAAGACCUGGAUAGGGAUGAUUUCAAAAUUGAAUCUUCCGAAGGUGAAGAAAUGUCAUUUGAAGAAGAACCCGAGUUUAGGAGAUCGGCAUUGGACUUUACUUUGCACACCAUCGUCGAAGAGAGCUGCGAAGAAAGUGAAGUAGAGUCGGACAGGAACAACCAAACAGAAUUGGAAAAAUAUUUUUUCUUUGGUCUCUGUGAUAAAGAUCAAGACACUGGUAGAAAUACUGAUGCGUUUUCUGAAACAAGUUCUAUCAUAAGCGAAGGACUUGAGUCUUUGGACAGCAUCGAGCCACAACCAGUAGUAUCAGAAAUGGCUGGAUCUAGACUAGAACGAUAUUUCUUAAGUGAGUUUAUGGGCUUCAAUCGACCAGACUCGGAUGGUAGUGUUGGUAGCGACAGUCCAGAACACAGCCCUGAGCAACGGAGAAAGAGAUUGGUUAGAGCUAGAGGAACUGGACGUCAACAUUCGUCGCUAGAUAAUCUUACAGAAUCCGAACAACAGGUAGAAAUACAAUUGGAAUACGAAGAAUCAUCUACAAGCUCGGAUUCAAACGACGAAUCUAUAUCAUUUGAAAAAAAUGACGGUCARUUUGAUACUGUUAAACGGGGCAAAAAGAAGAAAAKGUCGGUUGUUACUGCUCCUCCUUUGGAAGCAUUAGAAAUCGAAGAAAACGUAGAAACUAUCAAUAUUGGAGACGACGUGCAAGAUAAAAACCCAGAGAGUGCUGAAGUCCUAGAAGAAAAAGUCACAGUUCCGAUAACGGAAAGCRAUCAAAAACCAAAUGGCGCAGAUGGACUGACCAGAACUGACAGCUUUAAUAAUUGGAGUUCGGACGAAGAAACGAAUCUAAUGAUGUCUAAAAUGAGGGCGUUUUUCAAGACUAUGUUGGCUAACCAACCAAAACCGGAAGUUCCUGGAGAAAAGAGCAAGCCCCCCCAAUUAGUAAAAUUUGAGUCUGAAUUGACAAGAUUAAUGAAAACCGUUCCGGGAAUUAGAGACGAACAGGUGAAAGAAAUCGUCGAAUACUUAAGUAGCGAGGACACGUGGAGCGAUUCUUACGAUUCGUCKGAUUACACAAGUUCUGAUUUGGAGACCGGAUCUAGACUACAGGACGAAAACAGAGACACAGCGUUUGUCUAUCAGAAACUCAUGGCUUCACUACGAAAGAUCGAUGUUCCAAGUUCUGAUUCGUCAACUUCCAGGAACUCGCCACCACUCGUCACUAAAGUUAUGCAACAUAUCGGAAGCCGGCUCGUAGCGCUGAUGCACGCGGUUUCCGAAAAUCCCGGUACGCCACGGGCAUCCCGGUAUAAUAGACGAUCUCAUCACCAUCACAAAACGUCAAUCAUUUCUACUACCACGGAAGAAGAGGAUGAGGGUGACGAUGAACAGUUUGAUAGCCCGCUGCCCAGGUCCAAGUCACACGAUCCGUUAUUAGAAGAGGCUAGGCAAGAGGCCAGCGACAACGAAAGGUUCAGUUGGCGGGGCAGUUUCGAGUCAACGCUUAUGAUGUCGGACUCACGAACCCGGUUAACGUCGAGCGGUGAGAGUUGCGUAACGCUCGCGGCUAAAAGACGGUCUGCCGGUGACCUCUUGAUAAAGAGUGCUAACAGUAGCCGGGAACAGUUGGAUCGUGUGCGAUCGUGUGGAAGUAUCGGCGGMAGCGUCGAGGACCGAAUCUGGAGGAACGGAAGGAGAAGGGGUAGUGUGCCUGAUAGUGGUGAUUCCGGUGGUGACAGCGACGACGGCGUGGCGGCCACCGGUCCCAAAUCAACCACGUUGCCCAGGAGUCUGCAACAGCAGGCCAUCACAUCGUCAUCGAAUACAAACUCAUUACCCCGGCUGCCUACAACCGCAACCACCACACCCGUGUCGUCUCCGAGUCCGUUAACUGGUAUAUACAAGGCGCAUAGCGUACACCAGUUUAACGUAAAGUCAGCCAGGUACAGGCCUCCAGGAUACAAGAAUGUGGCUUCACCGCCACGGAGAGAGUAUAACCGCAGGAGGAUCGCGCAACAUCCGGGACAACAGCAAUCURCGUCAACGUCUCCAUCCCCGUCAUCGUCGUCGAUGGCCAACUAUAAUUUGCAGUCGCCGCCGAUUGGUGCUACGGGUAACGACAACGAUUGCAGGACGACGAUAGCCUGCGGCAUCGGUGGUUCGGAACCUUUGGCUAGUCCAGCUUUUUGCUCAAAACCCGAAGACGAAAUGGAAAAAUUAUCGCACAAGACGAGCUCUUCACUGGGCGUGGCUAGAAGCGAUUCCAUGGCGUCUGUUUACUCUGGUGCCGGAGAGGGCAGGUACGGUAUGGUACCUAUCAGAGGUGAGGUGGAGUUUGGUCUUCAGUACAACUAUAAAGCAGCACAGUUCGAGAUCAAUGUCAAACAUUGUCGCGACCUGGCAGCUGCCGAUCCCAAACGAAACAGAUCUGACCCCUACGUAAAAGUGUACCUAUUGCCUGACAAAUCUAAGGCUGGCAAAAGAAAGACUCGAGUGAAGAAACAUACAAUGAACCCAAUAUUUGAUGAGGUGCUCAAAUACAGUCUACCUUUGGAAGAGCUCAACAAUAGAACACUAUGGUUAAGCGUGUGGCACUCGGACAUGUUCGGACGCAACAACUUCUUAGGCGAGGUCCAACUUCCUCUGGAGAAUAUGAUAUUUGAUGAUCCAUCACCAAAGCUCUACCCACUUCAGGAACGAAUAGAACCUUUAGAUGAUACUAUGUGUGUCAGUAACAAAGGCGAAAUUAUCGUCGGCCUGAAGUGUGUGCCACCCGACCCAAACUCAAAAAAACGUACCAAGGGCACAUUCCUUCUGCUAGUGAAAGACGCAAAAAACCUUCAAGCGAUCAAGUCUAACGGUUCAUCUGAUCCGUUUUGCAAAAGUUAUUUAUUACCCGACAAGGGUCGUAGUUCCAAGCAGAAGACCAACGUGGCCCGGAAGACGUGCAACCCGAACUGGAACCAAACGCUUACGUACCGAGACGUAUCUCUAGAAGAAUUGGCGGAACGGAGUCUGGAACUGACUGUUUGGGACCACGAUCGUUUGGGUAGCAAUGAGUUCUUGGGAGGUGUCCGACUAUCAUUGGGCUCUGGUAUGUGUGACGGUAAACCAGUCGACUGGAUGGAUUCCAAUGAAAAAGAAAUUGCCUUAUGGCAAAGGAUGUUGGACAGGCCAAACUUUUGGGUCGAAGGUUGCCUGACGUUGCGACCGUCGCUGGAGUUAGCGAGCAAAAAUUAAAACUAAUAUCCAUUUAUUUUUUAUACACACAAAAAUCAAUUAUUUUAUUCUUCAGACGUAUAUGUAUAUGUCUUCGUAUAUUUGUUUUAUUAUUAUUAUUCAACUCCGUGAUGUGUGUACAUUAUAUCAGUAUCAUCAUUAAUGAUCUUAUCAUUAUCAUUAUUAUGAUAUAGUAUUAUGUAGGUACCUACUCACCGAUGGAGAAGUUGCUCUUUGAUUUUAUUUUUAUUAUUUCUAUUUUUUUCUAUUUUUUUUAUUUUUAUUUUUUUUGUUUUGUUGUUUUUAUAUAAACGCUAAGAAUAUCUGUGAUCUGAUAAUAUUUCGAUCGUGUAACAAGCGAAGAUUUUAUAAUAAUUAUAAUGUUUCGGUCUUCCAUUCGAAUUUUGUUCGCAUCAUAUUAAUAUUACUAUCAUCAUUUUUAUUAUUAUAUAAUACAUAUUAUUAUAAAGUCUUAAUAUUUACGUGUUUUUAACGUGUACGCGAAUAAUAUUUGUGCGUUUUAUGUGCAUCUCAUCGUAUUAUUUAUUUCUUGAUAAAUGUGCAGUAUUUUUUAUUUUAUUUUACGAAUUAAGUACUAUUAUUAUUGUAACUUAAAGUAUAUAGAAUUAAGUUUAUAUUAGUGUAUAGUUUAUGUACAAUUUGUCGGAUCGUAGAGCAAAAUAGAAAAUGGGUCGGGGAGAGUACUCUUCGGAGAUUAUCCUAAAAAUAAUAUGCAUCUCGUUCAUUURAAAUGACGAACAUGUAUGAAACUUUGCAUAUAAGUAGCCAAAAUAUGUUUCUAUCGAAAACCAUUUAAUGAACUUAUGAGUGCUGUAAACAUAUUGCUGAAAAAAAUAAUAUAAUAUGUACUUAUUAUUGUCUUAUUAUACGAUGUGUACUGUAAAGUUCAUUAUUUUUUGUA
This is a messenger RNA of Diuraphis noxia (Russian wheat aphid), 5939 nucleotides long. RefSeq names its product bitesize (gene btsz). The record is from RefSeq and is a predicted model, not a curated record. Lineage: Eukaryota; Metazoa; Arthropoda; Insecta; Hemiptera; Aphididae. Gene Ontology annotation, biological process: exocytosis. Gene Ontology annotation, molecular function: neurexin family protein binding. Gene Ontology annotation, cellular component: exocytic vesicle; plasma membrane.